Molecule: messenger RNA, 2084 nt
Organism: Acaulospora morrowiae
Lineage: Eukaryota; Fungi; Glomeromycota; Glomeromycetes; Diversisporales; Acaulosporaceae
Source: the annotation of a GenBank genome assembly
GUGCAAAUCUUAUGGGGAGUGAUUUGUAUCAGAAUCUCCAAAGGUAUCUGGAAAGGCAUCUCCAUGAAAUUCGGGAGAAUUCUACUCAAUAUAUGGAUGAGAAUUUAUUGCGAUAUUACACGAGGAAUUGGGAGAAAUAUACCACUGCAUCGUCAUAUGUACACCAUGUAUUCAGAUAUCUUAAUCGUCAUUGGGUGAAAAGGGAGAUUGACGAGGGUCGUAAAACUGUCUAUGAUGUUUAUACCCUUACUCUUGUUAGUUGGCGAGAUCAUAUGUUCAUGCAUGUGGAACGUAAUGUAAUGACAGCCGUCCUAAAACUUAUUGAAAGACAAAGGAACGGGGAGACCGUGGAAACCAGUUUGGUAAAGAGCGUUGUAGAAUCCUUCGUUGCACUCGGUCUUGACGAUGCAGACUCCACAAAAUCCACGCUUGAUGUAUAUAAGGAUCAUUUUCAGACUCCAUUUGUGGAUGCUUCUGAAGUAUACUAUAAGGCUGAAUCAGAAAAGUUUGUUAGGGAGAACAGCGUCACCGAGUAUAUGAAGAAGGCAGAAAAACGUUUAAUGGAAGAAGAAAAUCGGGUUCAGAUGUACUUGCAUCAGAGUACGCAUAAGCCCCUCAUUAGUAAAUGUGAAACUGUACUUGUGAAGAAUCAUACGGAAAUUAUGUGGGACGAAUUCCAAAACCUAUUGAACGCGGAUAAAAUGGAAGAUCUACAUCGAAUGUAUUCCCUUCUAUCGCGAAUCCCAGAAUUAUUGGAUCCUCUGCGCACACGUUUCGAAGAACAUGUUCGCAAAGCUGGUUUAAACGCAAUCGAAACAGUUGCAGUUCAGGGUGGGGAAAAUAUGGAACCUAAAACCUAUGUUGACGCUUUGCUGGAAGUACAUAAAAAAUACAAUGAUAUGGUUACUACUGCAUUUAGAGGGGAAGCAGGAUUUGUGGCUUCAUUGGACAAGGCUUGUCGAGAAUUUGUUAACAGAAACCAAGUUUGUAAAUCUUCGACGUCCAAGUCACCUGAAUUAUUGGCUCGAUUCUGUGACUCAUUACUUCGAAAAAGUUCAAAGAAUCCUGAAGAAGGUGAUUUGGAAGAUGUUCUGAAUAACAUUAUGACCGUAUUUAAAUACGUAGAAGACAAGGAUGUUUUCCAAAAAUUCUAUUCUAAAAUGUUGGCAAAACGUCUCGUCAAUGGAACAUCGGCGUCGGAAGAUGCUGAAUCAAGCAUGAUUUCUAAAUUAAAGGAAGCGUGUGGUUUUGAAUACACUUCAAAAUUACAACGCAUGUUUACUGAUAUGGGCUUAAGUAAAGACCUUAAUGAUCAAUUUAGAGAUCGAACUUUAAUAGAGCAACCUGAACAAGUCGACUUUACUGUUCUUGUACUGGGAACUGCAUCCUGGCCACUUCAACCUUCUACCACGAACUUCACCAUACCCGAAGAGCUUGCAAGAACAUUCCAAUCGUUUAAAUUGUUUUAUCAAAGCAAACAUUCUGGCCGCAAAUUAAAUUGGCUGUUCCAUUUAUCAAAAGGUGAACUAAAAGCAAACUAUUGUAAAGCAUCAAAAACAGGCUAUACAUACCAGGUUUCUACCUACCAAAUGGGAAUUCUCUUACAAUAUAAUAAAGACACCUCCUAUACAUUUGAGGAAUUAAAACAAAGUACUGAUUUAAGCCCAGAAGUCUUAAUGGGUUCGUUGAGUACUUUAGUUAAAGCUAAAGUUCUUAAUCAAACCAAGGGCGAUAAUGUCGGAGAACAGGGAUCACGUUACGAAUUGAACAUGGACUUCAAGAGUAAGAAGGUUCGUAUUCAACUAAACGUUCCUGUUAAGUCUGAGCAAAAAGUCGAAGUGGAAGAAACCCAUAAGACUGUUGAAGAAGAUAGGAAGUUAUUGAUGCAGGCUGCUAUCGUUCGUAUCAUGAAGACUCGUAAAACGUUGAAGCACGUCGUUCUGGUACAAGAAGUAAUCGCUCAGUUAUCGAAUCGAUUCAAGCCCAAAAUUCCAGAUAUUAAAAAAUGCAUCGAUGUUUUGUUGGAGAAAGAAUACAUUGAACGUGUGGAAGGUCAAAAGGAUAUGUUCUCCUAUGUUGCUUAA